Messenger RNA from Jaculus jaculus (lesser Egyptian jerboa), 5272 nucleotides. RefSeq names its product POU class 2 homeobox 2 (gene Pou2f2). Gene Ontology annotation, cellular component: nucleus. The coding region runs from base 71 to 2191 and encodes 706 amino acids. NCBI's taxonomy places the organism in Eukaryota, Metazoa, Chordata, Mammalia, Rodentia, Dipodidae. The record is from RefSeq and is a predicted model, not a curated record. The transcript is spliced from 16 exons. Gene Ontology annotation, biological process: regulation of transcription by RNA polymerase II. Gene Ontology annotation, molecular function: DNA-binding transcription factor activity, RNA polymerase II-specific; RNA polymerase II cis-regulatory region sequence-specific DNA binding.
GGUUCUGGGCUGGACCGGGUUGGUGGCCUGAAUGCAUUAGCUUCGCUGCGUCUGCCCAAGAGAUAUAAGAAUGUCUAAGCCCCUGGAGGCCGAGAAGCAAGGUCUGGAUUCCCCAUCAGAGCACACAGACACUGAGAGAAAUGGACCAGACACUAACCAUCAGAACCCCCAGAAUAAAGCCCCCCCAUUCUCUGUGUCACCAACUGGCCCCAGCACCAAGGUGGGCAUUCUCUCUGGCCUCCACUUAACAUUCUGGGGUCCCGGACCCUGCCUCUCUCCUCCCCAGAUCAAGGCCGAAGACCCCAGUGGUGACACGGCACCGGCAGCUCCCCCGGCCCCCCCGCCGGCUCAGACUCAUCUGCCCCAGGCCCAGCUCAUGCUGACGGGCAGCCAGCUCGCCGGGCUCACAGCUCUGAUGCCCGCUCAGCAGCAGCUGUUCCUCCAGCAAGCCCAGGCCCAGCUGCUGGCCGCAGCCGUGCAGCAGUCCAGCGCAGCCGUCGCCGCCGCGGCCGCCGCCUCCUCCUCCUCCUCCUCCUCUUCCUCCUCCUCCGCCUCCUCCUCCUCCGCCUCGCAGCCCCCAGCCUCCUCUGGGGGAGGUGACCUGCCUCCACCACAGCCUGCCAGCCAGCCCCCAGGGACCCCACAGCUCACCCUGUCCCAACCCAUCCAGCUCACAGCACAGGACAUACAGCAGCUCCUCCAGCUCCAACAGCUGGUGCUGGUACCAGGCCACCACCUCCAGCCCCCUGCCCAGUUCCUGCUGCCGCAGGCCCAGCAGAGCCAGCCGGGCCUGCUACCGACGCCAAAUCUAUUCCAGCUACCUCAGCAAACCCAAGGAGCUCUUCUGACCUCCCAACCCCGGGCCGGGCUUCCUACGCAGGCCGUGACCCGCCCCACGCUGCCCGACCCGCACCUCUCACACCCGCAGCCCCCCAAAUGCUUGGAGCCACCAUCCCACCCCGAGGAGCCCAGUGAUUUGGAGGAGUUGGAGCAGUUUGCCCGCACCUUCAAGCAACGCCGCAUCAAGCUGGGUUUCACGCAGGGUGACGUGGGCCUGGCCAUGGGCAAGCUCUAUGGCAACGAUUUCAGCCAGACGACCAUUUCCCGCUUCGAGGCCCUCAACCUGAGCUUCAAGAACAUGUGCAAGCUCAAACCCCUCUUGGAGAAGUGGCUCAACGACGCAGAAACGAUGUCUGUGGAUUCAAGUCUGCCCAGCCCCAACCAGCUGAGCAGCCCCAGCCUGGGGUUCGACGGGCUGCCCGGGCGGAGACGCAAGAAAAGGACCAGCAUCGAGACAAACGUCCGCUUCGCCUUAGAGAAGAGCUUUCUAGCGAACCAGAAGCCUACCUCAGAGGAGAUUCUGCUGAUUGCCGAGCAGCUGCACAUGGAAAAGGAAGUGAUCCGCGUCUGGUUCUGCAACCGGCGCCAGAAGGAGAAACGCAUCAACCCGUGCAGCGCGGCCCCCAUGCUGCCCAGCCCGGGGAAGCCUGCCAGCUACAGCCCCCACCUGGUCACACCCCAAGGGGGCACAGGGACCUUACCAUUGUCCCAAGCUUCCAGCAGUCUGAGCACAACAGUUACUACCUUAUCCUCAGCUGUGGGGACGCUCCACCCCAGCCGGACAGUUGGAGGGGGUGGGGGUGGGGGCGGGGCCGCGCCCCCCCUCAAUUCCAUACCCUCUGUCACUCCCCCACCCCCGGCAACCACCAAUAGCACAAACCCCAGCCCUCAAGGCAGCCACUCAGCCAUCGGCUUGACGGGCCUGAACCCCAGCACGGGAAGCACAAUGGUAGGCUUGGGCUCUGGGCUGAGUCCAGCCCUCAUGAGCAACAACCCUUUGGCCACUAUCCAAGCCCUGGCCUCUGGUGGAACCCUGCCCCUUACCAGCCUUGAUGGCAGCGGGAACUUGGUGCUGGGGGCGGCCGGAGCGGCCCCAGGGAGCCCGGGCCUGGUGACAUCACCUCUCUUCCUGAACCACGCGGGGCUGCCCCUGCUCAGCGCCCCACCGGGGGUGGGUCUACUGUCCGCAGCAGCUGCAGCCGUGGCGGCCUCCACCUCCAGCAAGUCACCUGGCCUCUCUUCGUCCUCUUCAUCGUCCUCCUCCUCUUCCUCUUCCUCCACCUGCAGCGAGGUGACAGCCCAGACCCCUGGAAGCUCAGGGGGGCCUGAGGCAGGGUCCAAGGCUGAGUGAGGGCCUGCCAUAUACCUCCCCUCCCACUCUUCCGGACCCCGCCUUGGCUCCCAGUGCCUGGGGAGAAGGUGAGGAGGCCAGUGGUGAGGGGGUUGCAGCAUGUCCUCCGAGUGACAAGGGAGAAAAGAAAGACCAAAAAACAACCAAAAAAAAAGAAAAGAAAGAAACUAACCAACGAAAGAAAACCAAAAAAACAAUCACAACAGAAACCAGCUGCCCUAAGGGAACCAGAGAUGAAAAACAAACCAAAAAAACAAAAAAACAAAAAACAAAAAAAAAACCAAAAACCAAAAACAAAAAAUCUCCCCCAUCCCCCAACAAAAUCAACCAAACCAAAAAAAAAAAAAAACCAGUCUCGAGCCAGAUCUGGGAACAUUCCUGCUCGCGCUUGACUGCUAAGACACCAAAUAGCCCCUGGCCGGGAGCAAAGCAGCCUGGGGCAGCUCGGGCCUCAUGCCUGGGAGCCUGGCUGUGGGGCCAACCCCCAACCUCAGCACCCCCCCCCUCCGGAGGUGGGGGGACAGAGAAGGAACAAGAGAAUGUGCCAGCCUGCUGCCCGCCCCCUCCCCGUCCCAAGCCCCAGCCCUGGGUCAGCGGAGACCGGGCAGAAGCCUGGGCAGGCAGGAGGGGCACCGGGGAGGGCCCGGAACUACCUGCCAAAUGGUCUUUUCCAGAAAGUAAAAGAGGAAGAGCCUGAACAACCUUACACCAAAUAUUCAGUAGCUUCAUCCAAAGGAUGUACAGAAUUUUUAGCGUUGUGCUCAACAGAAUGUGUCCCUAACAUGUGUCCCCUCCCCCCCAGCUCUCCCCACUAGGCCGCGGCGGGAGGGGGUGUCUUGCUUUCCUCCCUGCCCCCCCCCUGCCUGGGGAGAGUUCAGGGGAAGGCCUGGGAGUGACUUUUUUCAUUCCUUGUGCCUCCCAGGACCGUUGCCCUUGGAGGGUGGGCUAGGCCACUUUGCCAAGUUCCAGUCUCAUGAGUCUCUCCCCCCCUCAACCCUGUCUGCUCUUCUGCUCUGGAGUAGACCCCCUCCCCAGACUAUGGGAAGGUGGUCAUCGCAAGCAAAAGGGGAUGAGGUGAGGGCUUUAAAGUUGUCUUUCUUUCCAUCCUGUUGGUCAAUUUCCCUGAAGAAAGAAAAAAAAAAGAAAAUUUCAUAUUCCAGUGCCUAUCCGUGGGAUCUUUCACGUUCCUUAACAUUAACCAGAAACCAAAAAGAAACUUGCCUCGCUCCGCCCACCCUGUGCCCCCUGACAGUGGCAGAUACCUCCCCCCUCCCCAUGCACACACGCACACACCCCUGUGGUGGGCUCCUUCCGGGUGGCACCCUGUCAGGGUCCACGCGGCGGGGACAGUGCCGUGAUCUGUGGUCUCCAUCCAAGAGGGCGCUUGUGGUGGCCACCACACCCAUGAAACCUCCACGGGUCUUGGCCGGAGCCUGCGUGUGCCCGUCCCUGGACACACCUCAAUACUGAACAGAGGAGGCGCUGCUGGGAGCCACCUUGCCCUCCUGCGAUUGUGGAGGCCGACAAAAUUUUGAACCAAAAAAACAAAAAAUCCAAAAAAAAAAAAAAAACACAACAAAAACAAAAACAGAAAACCAAACAAACAAUAAAUUAAAACUAGAAAAAAAAAGAAUUUAUAGAUAUAUAUAUAGAUUAUAUAUAUAUAUACAUAUAUAUAUGAGAAAGAAGAUGAGGAUUCUUGGAGAACAAGAGAGGCCGCGAGGUGGAGCCAAGCCCUGCACAGCGGUUCAGGCCCUUGGUCCCCAAGGCGGAUGAAAAGACAUAAUGCUUCUUUCUCUUCACAAAUACCUCAUGGACGUCGUUGUGGUCUUCGGGAAAGCUGGAGGUGGGGGGACGGACGCUGGGGCCAGGCCCGUCCCAGCCAGGGUGGAUGGAAGCGGGUGGUGGGGCUGACGGAGGGUGUCAGGGACCAUGGUGAAGUGCCCCAAAGUCCCCCCCACUCCAAUCAACUGAAAAAGCUUUAAGGGGAAAAAAAAAAGGCAAGAAAGCAAAAAGAAUGGAGAAAAGAAAACACAACUUUUGGGUGGUUCGAUUCCCCACGCCCCACCUUGAUUUCUGUUCUCUCCUGUGUCCGGUUUCUGUCCUCCGCUCUCCUCUCCCUCCUCUCUUACUUCCGUCAGUCUCACUCUGUCUCUCUCCUCAAACCAAAGUGUUGCUGUGAAAGGCUCGAGCCCUUGAAAUAAGAGUGGCCCCGCCCCCUGGCUGGGCAGGAGCAGAGGGAGGGGACAGCUGGCUGAUGAGUCCCUUGUCCCCCAGCAGCUUGCACGCUGGACACUGUGAGCAGAGGCAGCCAGGGCCCCAGGCCCGUCUCGGUGUUCUGUUCUUCUGGUCUCCCUUCUGCCCCCCUUCCCGGGUGGGGGUGGGGGGACAAAAACUGUCGUGCUGGGUCCCCGAGGCAGCAGGGUGCCUGUGGGGGCAGUGGUAGAGUGGCCAGUCCCCAGCUCCCCGGCAUCUCAUCCGCCUGACCCAUCCUCGCUAGAAUGUAAGCGUCUCCCUGCACCGACUCCUUGCCCUCUCCCUACCUCUGAAUUUGUCCAUUUCAAUUUCCUGAAGAGCGGGCGGCUAGCAAGAGGGCCUGGGUCCCAACCCGAGGGUGGAGAGGGGGCCAAGGGCUUCUGACCAGAAGGGAAGACGUUUGACUAGAACAGAAUGAAAAGGAUAACAAACAACAACAACAAAGAAAAGAACCCUCCAAGAAGACAGGCAGCCUGGAAGGCAUGGUGGAGAUGACUCAAACAAAAACUAUGAUUCUAAACCAAAAGAGAAAGAAAGAAAGAAAGAAAAAGGAAAGAAAAUCCAGGACUCGCCACUACCACCCAAUUCAUCCUGCUUCCUCCGUCGAGACCUAACCUGGACGACCCCCCACCCCAGCGUGGGGGAGUGGGGCAAAAAGAGGAGGAAGCAGGGGCAGGGACAGGGCAGAUACCCUGGCAUUGGUGGAGGGACCCCUCCCAUGCAGCCGUGGGUGGUGGGGACCCUCCCCAUCCAACCUCCACAACUGGGAAAAGAAAAAAAAAAAAAAAAAAAAAGGAAAAUUCCUGGGAGGGGGAAAUAACCAAA